AUGUCCACAACAACCACAACAACAUCAAACCCCUCCUCCCCUUCCCCUUCCCCCUCUAAUCAGGUAAACGUUCCAACUUCCACAGUCAUCGCCAUAGGUGUAGGUUUCGUAUCCUUUGCAUUACUCGUUUUACUAUUCACAGUCCUCCUCCGUAUCAGACGGAUUCGUCGUCUGGCUCGUACUCGUGCUUCAGAAGGUCCAGUGAGAUUCCGAGAAACGUGGGAAAGAGAAGGUGGUUGGUGGGGUUUCUGGCAUACUGGUGAUCAGAUGGCUGUAGGUGCAGGAGGACAUGGUACUGGAGUUGGAAUGAGAACGGAACUUUGGAGAAGGAGAAGAUUGGAAGAGUUGGUCAGGUAUUUAGGUGAGGAGGAGGUGGAAGAGCCGAAGAUGUGGGAAAUUGGGAUGAAAGAUGAUGUGGGGGUAGUGGGAUUUGGGGAUAUGAAACCAUUAUCAAUCCUUACCAGUCCGAAACCUCUCGAUACAGGAGGCUGGUAUCCCUCCUCUUUACCCGACCCCACUCUUUCUCUCAAUGUUUUAAUAUCCUUACCAACUCACAAUAAAUCAGAAGAAGAAAUACCAGAUGUGGUCAUCGGAACAACAACUCUAUUACCUCUAGUCCCUCAUCUACCACAGUUGAAUUCUCCUAAGAAUUCUUCGGCUUUACAAGUACCUAUAGAAAGAGCGGCGAUAGUGAAAACAGGAACAUUAUCGAAAUCUGAACGACCUGGUGUGAUCGCUAUGUCUGGAAAAUCAACUAGGAUCGGAGGGUUGGGAGAAUCAGGAGUAUCAAAUGAUCUAAGUAAAUCGACUAUUGAAGAGAAAGAAGAAUUGGAAUAUCUUGAGAAUUCACAUCAACGUGCGAGAUGGGAAAGGGAUAGAGAAGGUGAAUGGAGGAUACAAGGUCUUGGAUUGAAUGAUGGGUGA
Messenger RNA from Tremella mesenterica DSM 1558, 924 nucleotides. RefSeq lists its product as uncharacterized. The record is from RefSeq and is a predicted model, not a curated record. Bases 1 to 924 code for a protein of 307 amino acids. The transcript is spliced from 2 exons. Lineage: Eukaryota; Fungi; Basidiomycota; Tremellomycetes; Tremellales; Tremellaceae.